GGUGAUUUUGUUUGGAGUGAUUCUUAGGAACCGUUAGUCCCAAAUGAAGCGACGAUAGAGAUGUUAAAAGUAUAUCGAAGAUAUCGAGAAGAACAAGGAGGAGGAGGAGUGGGGGAUGGACGGAGUCGGACGAUAUCGAUUGUAAGGACGAUGGUAGUCGAAGAACUCGAGGCGGUCUUACGGAGACAGAUGGCCAAGGAGUCCCUGGAUCUGUUAUUCUAUCUGUUGGAGUUAUUAGGCCUCUUCUCCGCCCGCUCGUCGGAUAAUCUGAUGACCGCCAAGAACCUGGCCAUCGUCUUCCAACCGGGCAUCAUCCAUCUUCCCAACCAUUCGAUCCCCGACACUCCUCAGCAUUAUCAAGCCAGAAAGCCCCAGUCCAUCUGUCCCACCCUCCACUCCUCUCUCGCCCAUUCACCCGACCUCGCCCACCAUCCUUCGUCUGCCACUCUCGUCCAUCCCAACUUGGGCCUCCAGGAAUAUCUCGGCUUGAUUGAUGAAGUCCAGGAAGUCCUCAGACUGCUCAUCGAACACUUCGCCUCCCUUCUCUCCGCCUCAAGAUCUCUCCUCCUGCCCUCCUCGCCUUCCCCCUCCUCAUCCUCCUCCUCCAAUCCUACUCCGAACUCCCACCAUCUUCCUACACUCUCCUUCCUGGAUGAUGACUAUCGACUCCUCCUCCUCGACUCGGACCAUUCCCUCCUCUCGCCUCCUCCCUCGUUCCACCCUCUUCUUCUUCCCAAUUCCCCUUCCCCUCCUCUUCCUCCGCAUUCUCCUCAUCCGCUCUCAUAUUCUCAAUCGCUUCCUCAUUCUCAAUCUCUCCCUAGGUUAAAUCAUCGUCAAUCUAAUCUUGUUUCUUCUUCUCCUUCCCCUAAUCCUCAUCAUCAUCAUCAUACUAAUCUGAUUCAUUCGUUCUCCUUUAUUCAUUCUGCUGAUGAUGGCGGCUAAACUCUUCUCAUCUUAUAACUUAUCCUUCUUUUACUUCACUUUCCUUGACUCAUUCCUCCCCUUCUUCUUGUAAUGAGAAUACAUGUAUGUAUACAUAUAUAUAUAUUUAUUUUUGAUAUUUAUGAUUAUUAUUGAUUUUUUUAUAUCAUUGCACAAAAAUGUAUAUAUACACAUCAAACUUCUUUUUUUUCUCAUAAAAAAACCUCACCAUACUCUACUUAUUAUAUUUAUAAUUUCUGGGUCUUCAUGUUGCUGUUCUCCACACCAUCCCUCCCUUCCUUCUUCUCCUUUCCCAAGCCUUCCACCCAAACAAAGCAAAAGGAAGAAACUCUGCUCCUCUGAAUGGUUGAUAUCUAUCCGUAUUUUUAUGUGUGUGUGUGUGCAUGUGUUGGUUUUGUUUAUAUAUAUAUGUUUGUGUUGUACUGUGUAUCUUCUCCAUACAACGUUGCUUCCUUUGUUUUUCUUGGGUGUUACAUUAACAUAUGUGUGUGUGGUGGGGGUGGGGGCAGAAGCAGGGGAAGAAAGCAUGUCAUGAGCAGGAAGGGAAGGGAUGGGAUACACUAUAGGAACAGAAAAUGUCAACAGAAGAGGUGGAGAGAAAUGGUUGGUGCGGGACUUAUGAAGAUGUACACUACAAACACUCACAUGCAUCUUCUUCUGCAGAUGGUUGAUGGAGUUCUGUGUGUUUUCUUUCUUCUUCUUUGUGUGGACCUUCUCAUGCAAUCAUCAUCAU
Molecule: messenger RNA, 1675 nt
Organism: Puccinia graminis f. sp. tritici CRL 75-36-700-3
Lineage: Eukaryota; Fungi; Basidiomycota; Pucciniomycetes; Pucciniales; Pucciniaceae
Exons: 1
Coding region: 61-942 (293 amino acids)
Biological process (GO): regulation of fungal-type cell wall organization; signal transduction; activation of GTPase activity
Cellular component (GO): cell cortex
Molecular function (GO): GTPase activator activity
Source: RefSeq, a predicted model, not a curated record